Molecule: messenger RNA, 3005 nt
Organism: Microtus ochrogaster (prairie vole)
Lineage: Eukaryota; Metazoa; Chordata; Mammalia; Rodentia; Cricetidae
Gene: Cpn2
Product: carboxypeptidase N subunit 2
Cellular component (GO): plasma membrane
Molecular function (GO): protein binding
Source: RefSeq, a predicted model, not a curated record
GCACAGGGCACACGAAAUACUGCUCUGCUUCUGAGAAAAACACCGGGCUUCUGGCCCCAACUGCCCGGCCCCUCACGAAGAUGUUUCCAGGAGUCUGGUUGUGCUGGGCCUCACUCCUGCUCCUGACCAGGCCCAUCCAGCCUUGCCCUAUGGGCUGUGACUGCUUUGACAGAGAGGUAUUCUGCUCAGAUGAGCAGAUGGCCACCAUUCCACCGGACAUCCCCCCACACGUCACAAACAUCGUCUUCGUGGAGACUGUCUUCACCACAGUGGGGACCAGGGCUUUCCACUGUAGCCGCAACCUGACCAAGGUGGUCUUCCUCAACACUCAGGUCCGUCACCUGGAACCCGAUGCCUUUGGGGGACUGCCCAGCCUGGUGGACCUGGAGGUGACAGGCAGCCCCCUCUCCAGUCUCAGUGCCAACGUCUUUUCUAACCUGAGCUCACUGGGGAAGCUCACCUUGGACUUCGACAGGCUGGUGGCUCUGCCUGAGGACCUCUUUCACCACAUGGACAACCUGGAGUCCCUUCAGCUUCAGGGAAACCAGCUUCAGACCCUGCCUGGGAGACUGUUCCAGCCUCUGCGGAACCUGAGAACCCUCAACCUGGAGCAGAACCUUCUGAGCAAGCUCCCUAAGGGGCUGUUUCAGUCACUCAGCAGCCUGAAGAUACUGAAGCUGAGUAACAACAUGCUUUUCAGCCUCCCCGAGGGCUUGCUGGACAAUCUGGGCCGCCUGCAGGAGCUCUUUCUGGACAGCAACGGCAUCACGGAGCUGUCGCCACAGGCUUUCUCCCAGCUCCUCAGCCUGGAGAAUCUGUGGCUGCAGCACAAUGCCAUCCGAUACCUGCCGGCCUCCGUCUUCGCCUCCCUCCGCAAUCUGACCUAUCUCAACCUACAGGGCAAUGCGCUGCGGGCUCUGCCCGCCACCCUCUUCACCCACAACCCAGGGCUGCUUCACCUGUCUCUGUCCUACAACCAGCUGGAGGGCAUCGCCGAGGGCACCUUCGCCAACCUGUCCCGCCUUGUUUCCCUCACGCUUGCGCACAACGCCAUCACACACCUUCCCGAGGAUGUCUUCAGGGACCUCGAGCAGUUGGUCAGGCUCUCUUUGAACGACAACAACUUGACGGCCUUGCACCCAGCCCUCUUUCAGAACCUGUCCAGGCUUGAGCAGCUCAACUUGUCGAAGAACCAGCUGACCAUGCUCCCCGGGGGCAUCUUUGACACCAACUACGACCUCUUCAACCUGGCCUUGUCCAGCAACCCCUGGCAGUGUGACUGCCACUUGGCCUACCUCACGAGCUGGCUCCGCCUCUACAACGACCGGAUCCUCAACACCCGUACCUACUGCGCAGGCCCAGCCUACCUUAAGGGCCAACCGGUGCCCAGCUUGAAGAAGGAACAGCUGGUGUGCCCUGCCACCCCGGGCCACUUGGGCUUCCUGGCCCUGGGGCUGGAUGACAGGGAGCCAAUGGGCAGUUGGGAUCCGGCAGUGGAAGGGAGGGCAGCCCACAGCCAGUGCAUUUAUAGCAACCCCGAGGGCACCGUGGUCCUCUCCUGUGAGGAGGCCCAGUGUCGCUGGCUGAGAAUCCAGCUGUCUUCCAGACAAGGCUCGGACAUCCCGGCAAUGGCUUACAAUUCUAGUCAGGAGUGGGAGUUAAGGUCAAGCUGUGGCUCCAUGAGGGUCUUUGUGUCUAUUGAGGCUCAAGCUGCUGGGCCCUAAGUGCAGCGAAUAGACCCAGAAGCCUGAACAAGUGACUUCUUGAGGCGGGGGGAGCUGAAUGUCUGAAGCUGACAUAAGGGACAUGGCUGCAUCUCCAGGGUGGGGGGGAGCGAGGCCUGCUUCACCUAGUGUCUCUUCGUCUUCCUCACCACACACUCACCUGUGGCCUAAAAAGCUCAUCCUCAAUCCAACUUUGGAAACCACACCAUGGCCUAGAGCAGUGGUUCUCAACCUUCCUGACUCCGUGACCCUUUAAUACAGCUCCUCACAAUGUGGUGGCCCCAAACCAUAAAGUAAUUUUCAUUGCUACUUCAUAACUGUAAUUUUGCUACUGUUAUGAAUCAUAAAUGUAAAUAUAUUUUGGAGAUAAGAGGUUUGUCAAAGGGGUCAUGACCCACAGGUUGAGAACCACUGGUCUAGAGACUAAAACAAUGUGGCCACAAUAUUUUCCUAUUGUUUAACCCCACCAUACUCCCUGAUCUGAAUUCUAGACUUGAGAUAUGUUCACCACUAUACAAAGUAGAAGUCACAUCCCUUUGAUAGAUGAAAAGCCAUUUCUGUUCUCACGAUAGAGAGAGGAAAGGGAUGUCAGAGGAGCUGAGCUGUCUAGAAAAGGCUAGGGCAGGAGUGUGUGGGGAAACAGUAUUGUCCUGGCAACCUCUCAAGCUGCAUCCAGGAGAAAUCAAGGCGAGGGGCUGCCUUAGCCAGCAAAGCCCGGCUGCGUGGCUCUCAGGAGGGCAGUGUGGCUUUGCCCGUUCAGUCCACAAGAUGGUUGUUAAAGCCUGAGGAGGGGGAGGAGAGGAGCUGGUAGUUGGGGUAACUGCCUUGUGCCAUGGCUUUCAGGGCAUCUGACACUGCACCGCUCGGUCACUGAACGGCUCUCCUCUUCCUCUGGUUUCUAAGAUGUCUCCGCUAUCCCAUCUAGGGGUGUCCCUCAGCCACCAUUCAGGGCAUGGGCUCUGCAGCACCAAUGGCCUCACAUCUUCAUCUCAGGCUCUGCAUUUGUUAGCUGCACACCAUCCUCUGUACGAUCAACCAGAGAACAUCUAAACAGUGUCCCCACCAACUCCCAAUUCCCAUAACCAGAGAACAUCUAAACAGUGUCCCCCCCACCAACUCCCGAUUCCCAUAACCAGAGAACAUCUAAACAGUGUCCCCCCACCAACUCCCGAUUCCCUCUCAGCAGAAUGGCAAGUCCUGAUUAGGAGCUGGGGGUGUUCUCACACCUUUCCGUGCCCUAUCCUUAGACCAGUGGAUGGUGGGAGGCUGCUCGUUUGUUUC